AUUUGGUGCUUAUGAUGAAAAUAUCCAUGAGAAUUUUAUGCAGUAUUUUAGUUUAUAAUUUUUGGUAUUUAUUUUGUACAAUAAGGGCGUCAGAAAAUUCAACAGAAACUAAUUUAAAAGGUCGAAUUGUGAGUGGUGAUGAAGCAUCCCCUGGUCAAUUUCCAUACCAGAUAGUACUUUUUUUAAAUGGAGCACAGCAUUGUGGAGGGACAAUAAUUGAUGCUAAUCAUGUAGUUACCGCUGCUCAUUGUUUGUUUCAUCAUGGUGAUCCAAUUAAACCGUACGAGUUAUUAAUUAAAGCUGGUCAUAUAUCAUUAAAUAAUGAAACCAUUCAAGAGUAUCCUGUUAUUAAGGUGAUCACACAUAAGAAAUUUAAGUCAAAAAUUUUUCUAAACGAUAUUGGAAUACUGCAAGUAGGAAUUCGAUUUCAACUGGAAAAUGGUGUGUUAGAAGCGGUAGCUUUAGAACGAAAUACAAUCGCUGAUGGAACAACAUGUUUGGUAUCGGGAUGGGGAAUUCAAAAGCAGAAUACAACGAUUAUGCCGGAAACAUUACAUUAUGCCGAAGUACAAAUAAUUAAUCGUAAAAAAUGUAACACCAUGUACGGAGAUUACAUGAAAAUUUAUAAGGAAAUGCUGUGUGCAGCAAAUGAAAAAAAUUUUGCAGAUGCUUGUGAUGGUGAUUCUGGAGGACCUCUAGUUUGUGCCAAUAAAUUAGUAGGUAUAGUCUCAUGUGGUCUUGGAUGCGGUUUACCUCCAUAUCCUGGAGUGUAUACUAAUGUUGCGAAGUACCAUAGUUGGAUUACAUCCAUCAUAGAUUAAAUCGAUAAUAUCUAAGGAAAUAUUGUUGGAAAUCCAUGUCGAGAAUGUCUAGGUUUUUUAAAUAGCUAUUUAGGUGUAGAGCAUAAUUUGUCCUUUGGCUUAAAUUUUACUAGUAAAGUUUUG
Molecule: messenger RNA, 944 nt
Organism: Chrysoperla carnea
Lineage: Eukaryota; Metazoa; Arthropoda; Insecta; Neuroptera; Chrysopidae
Product: trypsin alpha-3-like
Exons: 5
Coding region: 12-821 (269 amino acids)
Biological process (GO): proteolysis
Molecular function (GO): serine-type endopeptidase activity
Source: RefSeq, a predicted model, not a curated record